Acomys russatus (golden spiny mouse) is the source of this 747-nucleotide messenger RNA. RefSeq names its product mesogenin 1 (gene Msgn1). Gene Ontology annotation, molecular function: protein dimerization activity; DNA-binding transcription factor activity, RNA polymerase II-specific; RNA polymerase II cis-regulatory region sequence-specific DNA binding. The transcript has a single exon. Lineage: Eukaryota; Metazoa; Chordata; Mammalia; Rodentia; Muridae. Bases 1 to 570 code for a protein of 189 amino acids. Gene Ontology annotation, cellular component: nucleus. The record is from RefSeq and is a predicted model, not a curated record. Gene Ontology annotation, biological process: regulation of transcription by RNA polymerase II; mesoderm formation.
AUGGACAACCUGGGUGAGACCUUCCUCAGCCUGGAGGAUGGCCUGGACUCUUCAGACACUUCAGGCCUGCUGGCCUCCUGGGACUGGAAAAGCAGAGCCAGGCCUCUGGAGCUGAGCCAGGCAUCCCCGGCUCAGAGCCUCUCCCCAGUUCCUUCUUUGGAGUCCUACCCUGAGGUUGCACUGCCCUGUGGGCACAGUGGGGCCAGCACAGGAGGCAGAGAUGGCUACAGCAGCCACGGGACUGGUGGCUUAGUAGAGCUGGAUUACAGCAUGUUAGCUUUCCAACCGGCCUACCUGCAAGCUGCUGGUGGUCUCAAAGGCCAGAAGGGCAGCAGCAAAGUUAAAAUGUCUGUCCAGCGGAGACGCAAGGCCAGCGAGAGAGAGAAACUCAGGAUGCGGACCUUGGCAGAUGCCCUCCACACACUCCGGAAUUACCUGCCACCUGUCUACAGCCAGAGAGGCCAGCCGCUCACCAAGAUCCAGACACUCAAGUACACCAUCAAGUACAUCGGGGAACUCACAGACCUCCUCAACAGCGGCGGGAGAGAGCCCAGGCCCCAGAGCGUGUGACCUGUGCUUCUGGAGAAUCCCACCGGUUCCAGACCUAUGGCCAGGCACAGAGGAGUUCUGAAGACCCGGAACCUGUCUUCCAGGACAAUAGCACAGCGUUAUCUGUGGACACUUAGUGUGGCAAGUCGUGAGAUCUACUAAGUUGAAAGGGACUUCCGUCUGACCUAUUGGAGCUGC